ACCCUAAUUCAACUUUCUCCGAUCGCUGCGAUCAUCUAUUGCACCGGCGGUUAUGGCUUUGAACAAUCAAAGAAGAGCGCCGAGACAUCUCGCUUUGGGUCUGGCCGAUCCUCAGAUCAUCGUUCCAGAAACUUCCUACGCCGAAGCCCAACAAAACAACCGUCGAAGCUUGAUUGGUCGAGUUCUCUCCCCCAGAAGAGUGGAUCUCCACGGGUUGCUUGACAGGCUCCCUCUGGACUGGCACGCCGAUAGAUCUCGAUUGCGCGGCCGCAUCAUCGGCGGCGGGAAGUUCCAGUUAGACGGAGCUCGAUCUGGAGAUGGUUCUCUGGUCCGGUCCUUAUACGUACGAGGGAUGGCUCGUCGUGUUGCAGCGGUGGGAGGACGAACCAGGUCCUGAUUUUCUGAAAUCGAUCCCGAUGUGGGUGAAGAUUCGAGGGAUCCUGGUUCGGUAUCUAUCUGAAGGAACGGUUCGUGAGAUUGUUAAGGGUAUGGGUGAGGUAAUGGAGGUUGAAUUAGAUGAUAAGACUUUUGAUGUGCGUUUCGUGCGUGUUCGUGUGGAUGUUUCGGUGGAGACAAGACUGUGUUUCAAGAAAGUGGUUAGGUUUGAAUCCGGAGAGGUUAAGGUUGUGAGUGUGAGUUAUGAGGACAUUGCGUGUAACACAGCGCGGUUCAGGUUCUGUCGUAACUGUGGGGAUUUGAAGCAUCUUAAAAAGUCUUGUACACGGGUUUGGGUUGAUGUUCCUGACCCUAAUGAGCGUGCUCUUUCCCCACCGCCUCCUGAUGCUAGUUUUGAUGGCACUGCUGAGAACAAUGGUGAAAGGGGAACUUCUUCGGGUACUUUGGAGGGGGAGCUCGAACCAGCGGGUGAAGAUGGUGAGUACCAGCAGACGCAAGGUCUUGAUGGGGUUGAUGGAGGUGACGGUAAGCAGGUGCAGUCUGAAAUGGUUGGAACUUCAGCAGAAGGGUCUAAAAGGAAGUUUGAAGCAGUGGAGGAGGCUGAUGGUGUUCUGGAAAAGAGGAUUCGAGGAAGCUCUAACGAAACAGACGGUUUGGGGGUUAACCCCAAACCACUUGGAGAAGAAUGA
This is a messenger RNA of Brassica oleracea var. oleracea, 1085 nucleotides long. RefSeq lists its product as uncharacterized. NCBI's taxonomy places the organism in Eukaryota, Viridiplantae, Streptophyta, Magnoliopsida, Brassicales, Brassicaceae. The record is from RefSeq and is a predicted model, not a curated record. The transcript has a single exon. Bases 318 to 1085 code for a protein of 255 amino acids.